This is a messenger RNA of Cuscuta campestris, 1475 nucleotides long. The record is from the annotation of a GenBank genome assembly. NCBI's taxonomy places the organism in Eukaryota, Viridiplantae, Streptophyta, Magnoliopsida, Solanales, Convolvulaceae.
CUUACCGGUGGCCAUAUAAUUAUAUAAAUGCCAAACCUCUUCUGGGUUUUUUACCCAGAGCUAGCUGUGUAAGAAUUUCUUUAAUUUAUAAAAAUGGCGUCGGAAGUGAAGAGUGAACCAGAUUUCUCCUUCAAAGAAGCAGAUACUGAGAAGGGUAUGGCUGGGAAUAAGAAGAACAGCACUUUGAGUAUCAAUGGAAAAAGGAGGUUCAAGAAGAGGUCUUAUCUCUUCCCGUGUAUGAGGCUGGAUGAAGAAGUGCCCACUGAGGAGCGGCCGGACGGUGAUGGAGGCCUCGACGUAGAGGCUGCCGGAAAAGGUCAACGGUCAACUCACCUGGUUGUUAUGGUCAAUGGCAUUAUAGGCAGUGCUGAGAAUUGGAAAUUUUCUGCAAAGCAAUUUGUGAGAGCUUUUCCAAGAGAUGUCAUUGUUCACUGCAGCAAAUCAAAUUCUAAAACACUAACGUUUGAUGGCAUUGACGUAACGGGGAAGAGGCUAGCUGACGAGGUUAUAUCUGUCGUACAACGUUAUCCAGACCUUCAAAAGAUUUCAUUUAUAGGUCACUCACUUGGAGGUCUGAUAUCAAGAUAUGCCAUUGCCAAACUAUACAGUCAAGGUUGUGCAGAAAAGCGUAAUGGAGAGGGUGUGAUAGUAAACGGAUGUAAAUGUAAUAGUAGCGUUGUACGGAAAGGCAACAUUGCUGGACUGGAACCUGUGAAUUUCAUAACCAUUGCAACACCUCAUCUUGGUUGCAGGGGACACAAACAGGUCCCUGCAUUCUGUGGACUUUACUCCAUGGAGAAAGCGGCGUCUCGUGCUUCAUGGAUGCUGGGAAGAACAGGAAGACAUCUUUUUUUAACGGAUAAUAAUAACGGAAAAGAUCCUCUUCUGGUUCAGAUGGCUACUGAUUCUGAAGAUCUUCCCUUCAUAUCAGCUUUGGAAGCGUUCAAGCGUCGCGUGGCUUAUGCGAAUAUACAUUUCGACCAAAUUGUUGGGUGGAGUACAUCAUCAAUACGGCCAACAAACGAGCUUCCAAAGCGUAAGAAUCUCAUCAUGAAAAGUAUAAUUGAAAAGUAUCCACACAUUGUCAAUCUAGAAGCAGCAGCAGCAAAGAGUAGUAGUACCUCCCAAAGCCAAGGCUCUCUGGUGAUUGCUAGAACCAAACACAAGGCUACUCAUUUUGAAGAAGCUAUGAUCAAAGGCUUGACUACGAAGUUGAGUUGGGAUCGUGUGGAUGUUAGUUUUCGGGGUAGCAAACAAAGAUUUUUCGCCCAUAAUGCAAUUCAGGUACAGACAUAUUGUUUAAAUUCUGAUGGAGCUGAUGUUAUACAACACAUGAUUGACAAUUUUGUACUAUAAAACGACGCAGUACUACCUGGGUACACUCCAAUUCACACUACACUACACUGCUGCUGCUGUAGAGAAAAUGAGAGAGAGAGAGAAUCUUGUUGUACUAGCAAUAUAUAGAGAAUUUUUCA